Molecule: messenger RNA, 4335 nt
Organism: Nylanderia fulva
Lineage: Eukaryota; Metazoa; Arthropoda; Insecta; Hymenoptera; Formicidae
Gene: Ncc69
Product: sodium chloride cotransporter 69
Biological process (GO): potassium ion import across plasma membrane; chloride ion homeostasis; sodium ion homeostasis
Cellular component (GO): membrane
Molecular function (GO): sodium:potassium:chloride symporter activity
Source: RefSeq, a predicted model, not a curated record
UCGUGUUGGUGUGCGUAUGCCGGUUUGCCGGUCCACGCGCGCCAACGCUUCGAGCGCACGCGAGAGACGCGUAAAGGGGAUUUGUGGUGCUACGGUCGAAUGGUCCGUCAGUAGGAAUCGGGAUUUCGUGUGGUUUGGAUGUAUCGUUCCGAAACGUGCUGUUGCAUCCCGCAGUCGUAGUGCACGACACGUGUAGCACGUGCUCACAACGUUUGACAUAACUUAUACAUUCGACGCACACGUGUCUCUUACCAGCUGGAGGACAGGAGAAUUAUCGCGAAAAAAAGGAUCUGUCAGCGCGAUGAUCGCCCUUUCAAAAAGCUCGUUGCCAGGAUAAAGCGCAAAACGGGACAACAGCGGCAUCGGUAAGAGACAGAUACAUCUAUUCUUGGUGCGAGAGGUUAUGGAAAAAUCAAGACUGUAAUCUCGUUUGGAUAUCCUGCGCGCUCGCAGGACGCGAGUUCAACGAACGAAGAAGGUGGACGAGCAAAAAGCGUGACCGCAACCGGCGUUAUCGGACAACCGCCUUGACGAAUCAAUAAAUUCCCGAAGAGGAAACCGCAGAGAGAAAUUAGAUUGCUGUUUGAUCGGCCAUUGUACGCGCGAUCAUUCGAGUCGUCGAGUUGCAGAGUGUGUUUUUUAACUACAUCGGGAACCACAAAAGGAAAGGAAGAAGUUGACAAGAGCACAGAGAGAAAAAAUUAACAGAAAAAUGGCACACGAAAAUGGGAUAAACGGUGGGGACACCGACUCGGAAUCGAUGGAGCUAAAUCCUGUGAGGAGAACCAGAUUUCACGUGAACCGGGUCGACAGUCUCGAAGGUCGGGCCAGUCUCCUUGGCGAGCAAGAAACCAAGAAAUCCCUCAGGCACAUGACCAGGGAGGCCUUGCCCAGACUAGACAAUUACAGGAACAUCAUGAGCAUCCAGGCGGCUCACAGACCUUCGUUGGACGAGUUGCACAAUCCCACUCUUCUCAACAAGGGUCCAGGAUCGCACACGUUAACUGUUCCGCAAGUAAAAUCCAUGACGCCCGGAGUGAAGUUUGGAUGGAUUCAAGGAGUGCUUAUGCGAUGUCUCCUCAACAUCUGGGGAGUAAUGCUCUUCCUACGACUCUCCUGGGUCGUGGCGCAAACUGGAGUGGGUCAAAGUAUUUUAUUGAUUCUCACGACGACAGUAGUCACGACGAUCACAGCCUUGUCGAUGUCAGCAAUCAGCACCAACGGUCUCAUUAAAGGAGGUGGAACGUAUUACAUGAUUUCCAGGUCAUUAGGACCCGAGUUUGGAGGUUCUAUAGGUCUCAUAUUUUCUUUGGCGAAUGCAGUCGCCUGUGCCAUGUACAUAGUCGGAUUUUGUGAGAGUUUGGUGGAUUGUCUUCGUUCCGGAGGCUUUUGUAUAGUUGAUUGUGCAAUCACAGAUAUUAGGAUCAUAGGUUGCAUAACAAUAGUUGUGCUUCUAAUAAUCGUAAUAAUCGGCCUGGAAUGGGAAGCGAAAGCACAAGUAAUCUUGCUAAUAAUCCUCCUCUUGGCUAUCGGUGAUUUCAUGAUCGGCACCUUUAUCGGUCCCAAGAACGAACAAGAGAGAGCUAAAGGGUUCAUCGGAUAUAACGGCGACCUGUUCAAGGAGAAUUUUUAUCCAGACUAUAGAUAUAGCGAAGGCGUGAAACAUAAUUUCUUUUCAGUCUUAGCUAUUUUCUUCCCAGCGGCAACAGGUAUCCUGGCAGGUGCGAAUAUAUCCGGUGACUUGAAGGAUCCGCAAUCAGCGAUACCGAAAGGCACUCUAUUAGCGAUUGUGCUGACGUCAAUGUCAUAUCUGAUGAUGGCGAUCAUGGUCGGGGCUACCGUUAUGCGAGAUGCAUCUGGCGACAUUAAUGAUUUAAGGACGACGUACAAUUUUUUUGCGAGUACGCUGUCGGUAUUUGGCGCAGACAAUAGCACCGUAAUCAAAAAUAGUACAGCUAUCAUCGAGACCAAUCGCACUUGGAUAUAUCAAACUGCUUUUAACUGCACCGGAGGAUGCGAAUACGGCAGCCAAAAUAGCUUCGAGGUGAUUCAACUAGUUUCCGGUUUUGGUCCUAUCAUCUAUGCCGGUUGCUUCGCGGCUACAAUUUCAAGUGCCUUAGCAUCGCUAGUCUCAGCGCCGAAAGUAUUCCAAGCGCUUUGCCUCGACAAGUUAUAUCCGGGAAUUGAGUGGUUUAGUGGUGACAAAGACAAAGAGCCGAUUCGCGGUUAUUUGCUCACUUUUGUCAUUGCUGUCGCUUUUAUCUUGAUCGGUGAAUUAAACGCGAUUGCACCACUCAUCUCGAAUUUCUUUUUGGCUGCCUAUACUCUCAUUAAUUUCAGUACCUUUCACGCUUCCCUUGCUAAGCCGAUCGGAUGGCGGCCAACUUUCAAGUAUUACAACAUGUGGCUUAGCCUUGCUGGCGCUAUUCUUUGUGUUUCUGUGAUGUUCCUGAUCUCAUGGUGGACGGCUCUAAUAACGUUAUGCGUAGUUUUAGCUCUAUAUUUAAUAGUCUCAUACAGAAAGCCUGAUGUAAAUUGGGGCUCAACUACACAAGCCCAGACGUACAAUAAUGCGUUGACCGCUGUGCAACAAUUGGACCGAGUGGAGGAGCACGUGAAAAAUUAUAGACCGCAACUCUUGGUUCUCACCGGUGCGCCGAACACGAGAUCCUCGCUUGUCGAUUUCGCUCAUCAUAUCGCCAAGCAUCAGAGUUUAUUUAUUUGUGGCCAUAUUAUCGAGCCACCCAUAUCGUAUAAGACGCGCAAUAGUAUGCUGCAAAACUGUUCUUCCUGGCUCAGAGCUAACAAAAUUAAGGCGUUUUACUCCUUAGUGGACGGCGCAAGCUUCCAAGAUGGUGCUACUUCUCUUUUACAAGCCGCCGGCCUCGGAAAAAUGAGGCCUAAUAUUCUGUUAAUGGGUUAUAAACAAGACUGGGCCACCUGUCCUCAAGAGAAUCUGAAUAUGUACUUCAAUCUUAUGCACAAAGCUCUAGAUAUGCAUAUAGCAGUAGCGCUUCUUCGGCUUCAGGAAGGUUUAGAUUGCAGCACAGUCGGAGAUGCCGAAGAACAAAAGAAACUCGCGCCUACAUCGAUACCAGGCAAUCAAAGUUUCUCGCAGCUUAGCCAAGCUAGUAGUGUAUCUGAUAUAUCGAUUCCUGGCAGUCCUGCGCCGAGACGUUCGAAAGCAAUUAACGAGUAUCCUAAUCCGCCCACCGAAGAGCAGCGCGAAAAUCGAUCAAAUAUAGCGCCAAUCACGAAUAUACUUAAUGUAGUGACCAAAUUUCAGCGAAAGCACAAGAAAGGUACUAUUGAUGUGUGGUGGCUAUACGAUGAUGGUGGCUUGACGCUUCUUUUGCCCUACAUUAUUAGCACAAGACGUAAUUGGUCCAAUAGCAAAUUAAGGGUAUUCGCGCUCGCUAAUAAAAACUCUGAAUUGGAAUAUGAGCAAAGAAGCAUGGCGAGUCUGUUAUCGAAAUUCCGGAUAGACUAUUCCGCACUGAAGGUCAUACCGGAUAUUUCGAAACCAGCACAAACCAGUACAAAGACAUUCUUCGAUUCGUUAAUAGCUGGCUUCCAGGAAUCAACGGAUUCGAAGAAUUCGGACGACGAUGUUAUUAAAGAUUCGGAACUUAUGGCGAUGAAAGAAAAAACUAAUAGACAUCUCCGUUUGCGUGAAUUAUUACUUGAAAAUUCUAUGGAAGCUAACUUAGUCGUUAUGACACUUCCAAUGCCUAGGAAAGGUGCUGUGUCAGCGCCUCUUUACAUGGCGUGGCUAGAGACGCUUACACGCGAUAUGCCACCGUUCUUACUAGUGCGGGGUAAUCACACGUCAGUUUUAACGUUUUAUUCAUAAUGGUUGACGAAAGAUUUAAAUGCAAAAAUACGGUUGUCGCAGUUAUUGACAACCGCAGUAUUAAAAGCGAAAAGAAAGACUUUUAUCAUCUGUAUAUGCAGAGAAAAUUGAUUUGAUUAUUGCAGAAAUCGAAAGUGAUAAACAUAUAUAACGCUAAUGACAAAUAUCAUGCUUUAUUUUAUUAUUGCUUUUAUGAGUAAAAUGGGUGAAUUACUAUUGAAGACUAUAUGUGCCUAUUAUAAGUAAUCUCAAAGAUAUUUAUGUCAUACAUCUUUUUAAAUGACUAGGAUAUUUUUCUACUUCUAAAAAACUCGACAAAUUCGUAUUGUAAAAAAAAAAAAAAAAAAAAAAGAAUUAUGCUUCGUAAAGUAAAUGAUAAAAAGUGAUAAAUAUAAUUUGUAACAUGAAAUUGUUCAUACAACCUUUCUGCGUCAUAUUUUAAAUUAAAUUUUUUAAAUAUGGGAAUAUAUUUAAAAAAAUAC